AUGGAGUUAUUGAAUUCCUUGGUAGUGCGAUACCAUAGAGCUUCAGGCCUGGAUCAAGUCAUCGCUAUUCUGGUCACUAUAGCCGUUCUUACUGCCACUUCAUAUGUGAUCGGAUGGGCCACCUGGGAUGGACCUGCACGACUCACAGACCCGAUACCAUUUAUUUCGAACACAUAUCAGUACAUGACUAACCAAAAAGAUUUCUUGGUUCGUGUAGCACAGGCGAUGAAGCAUAAUACUCUUGUUAAAUUCUAUCUGGGACCACGCCCAGUAUAUCUAGUGUCUGGUGCGCAGAAUAUGCAAACAAUUUUCGGAUCAAACCGAAAAAUAGGGAACGAGGAUUUGUUUCUACGGACGGUGAUGCCCAAGCUGUAUAGCAUGCCAAAACAUGAGCUGGACCGUUUUGCCGCAGACAAAACUGGCCGUGGCAAGAUUCCAGCGCCAGCCAAUGGGUAUGACGGCCCACGAUUAUGGUCCACCGAACACCAUAUCCACAACGAAUACAUGAGCCGGUCGAGAUUUCUCAACUGCCUGAGCCAGCAUUACUAUCGCGUGUUUGCCAAGACAUUAGAUGAAAAGUACGCCAUCGGAGCAUCGCACACCGUGAGCCUCACCGAGUUGUGCAGGAAUGAGAUGAUCGAGUGCGCCAUCAAGACUUUUGUCGGCGAUCGCAUCUUUGAGCUCAAUCCGACGUUCACGGAUAUGUAUUGGAAGUUUGACUCUAUUAUCUUUCCCCUCGUUCUCGGCUUGCCGGCGUGGAUGAAUCCAAGACCCACUAAUGUUAGAGACCAAUGGAACCAGAUGAUCAGAGUGUAUUUAGAUACGGGGCUCGAAAGGUUCGACUGGAAUGGGCAGGAUGCUGACGCCGACUGGGAGCCAGUUUUUGGUGCUCGCGUCUGUCGUGAACUUGUCAAAUGGCUCCGCGAGAGCGAUUUCUCUACGGAGACGGUAGCAGGGUUCCUGGGUACCUUCCUCUGGGCUCAAAACUCUAACUCAAUACCAGUUGCAAUAUGGGCUCUUAGUUACCUGGUACAAGACCCAGACCUGUUCCAGGAAGUACGGAAGGAAGUUCGGGAUGCUGAGACGACAGACCUUUCUACUGGCGAGCGAACCAUUGACGUGGGAAAGCUCAUAACGGCACCUUUACUCCAAGCCGUAUUUUCAGAAACACUCCGCCUGCACAUGUCGUUCAAUGUUUUGAGAGAGGUUAAGGACUCCGUGUCCAUGGAUGGACAUACGUUGCACAAGGGCGUAUUACUGCAGGCGCCAAUGCAAGUAGCCCACUAUGAUGACCUAUGGGCUGUAGAUGGUCAUCCUGCAAAUGAGUUUUGGCCAGGGAGGCACAUCAAGUACAAGGACGAAACUGACGAGACCGGAAGUAUCAGUCGUGUGAAGACUUUUUCUCUUGGUGGCCGGCCCAGCCACUAUUUCCCAUUUGGAGGUGGAAUUUCUAUUUGUCCGGGUCGUCAGUUCGCCAAGCACGAGAUGCUCGCAACCUUGGGUCUCAUUAUCAGCAAAUUCGAUCUUGAAUCUGCCGAGUGGACAAACUUGGACGACGGCUCAACCUCGGAUAGGCCGGGAGUGAAUGAUCAGAGGUUUGCAGGUGGUGGAGCUAUGCCCCCUGAUCGCGACAUGAAGGUUCGCUGGAAGCGCAUCUGGUAG
Molecule: messenger RNA, 1662 nt
Organism: Truncatella angustata
Lineage: Eukaryota; Fungi; Ascomycota; Sordariomycetes; Amphisphaeriales; Sporocadaceae
Product: putative cytochrome P450
Exons: 4
Coding region: 1-1662 (553 amino acids)
Molecular function (GO): iron ion binding; oxidoreductase activity, acting on paired donors, with incorporation or reduction of molecular oxygen; heme binding
Source: RefSeq, a predicted model, not a curated record